This is a messenger RNA of Cimex lectularius (bed bug), 2019 nucleotides long. RefSeq names its product thioredoxin domain-containing protein 3-like. Lineage: Eukaryota; Metazoa; Arthropoda; Insecta; Hemiptera; Cimicidae. The coding region runs from base 146 to 1957 and encodes 603 amino acids. The transcript has 11 exons. The record is from RefSeq and is a predicted model, not a curated record.
GCAACAAAAUAAACAAGUUAAACAUCUUAUUAGGUUAGGAUUUUUAAAAAACGUUGUUUUAGUCAUUAAUUUAAGCCUCUUUUUUUGUUGAACAAUUAAGUCCUCUUCGAAUUAAAAGGUAACUGGCCUCGCCACAGCGAGGAAAAUGGCGAAGAAAAGCGGACAGACUUCUCUCCAAGUUGAAGUUCAAUCUGAUGAAGAGUGGAACGCGCUGCUCGCAAGGCCAGGACUUAUCGUUAUUGACGUGUUCUCUGAAUGGUGCGGCCCAUGCUUGGCGAUGAUGAGCAACCUAAAGAAGCUGAAACUCGAAAGCGGUGUUGAGCAGUUUCAUUUAGCUUUGGCAAAUGCGGAUACGAUUCGGGUAUUAAGCCGGUUUAAAGGAAGGAGCGAGCCCACGUGGAUGAUUGCUGCUGGUGGACAGUUGAUGAGAAUCCUUUUUGGUUCGAACGCGCCAAUGCUCACAAAAACUGUUCUGAGGGAGCUUGAUAAAGAAGUCAAGUGUAUGGCCGGACUGUCUGAGAGAAAAGGGAUGACCUUUGAAGAAGUGACGCCUGACGAACAGCAGAAGUUAGAUGAAAUCGAAGCCAAGAAGUCAAGAGAAGCCGAGCUAGAGAGGAAAGAAUUGGCCGCCCAGUUGGACAAGGUGAAACUGAGGAAUUAUGAGAGACUGGGAAGAGUCAUGAAUACGCAGACAAUAGUUGUAUUUUUCCCUCCUUCUAUUGUGGAACCAGAAGAGCCCAAUGGGAAAAGGACCUGUGCAGCUUCGUACAAGCUCAUGGCGAAAUACGAUAACAUCGGACUGUCUAUCGCCGACCAGUUGGACAUCCUGUUAUCCAGGGAGGAAAUAAUGAACAUGAUGUACAAUUCUGGGCUUUCUUUGCCUGAAGAACUUUUAAAAAUGACUGACACGAGGGCAUGCAUAGCAGCUUUGAUCCAAGAUUCGGCUGCUCUUGCUGUCGAACGAGGACAACCGGGUAAUGCUAUAAACUUGCCUUUGGACCAAGUGGAACAACGUCUUGCGGCUAUGAUCUACGGUGAAAAAAUGGACCCUCUCCGACCUUCCUCUGACUCGGUUUACAAAAUGUUUGAGACUGAUAUUAAUGGUGUGAAAGUUCCUCCAUUCUGGACACCAUUGGAGCACAUAUCAAAAUCGGCAGCUGUGUCUAUUUGCUUCCCGUCCAAGGUACAGGCAACAGAAGUGCCCAUGGACUCUCUGCCGCCACCUAGUUAUGUGAUAAUAUUUGAGGCGAAACAAGCACAUGAAAUUUUAGAUACGGCGAAAGCCUUCGCCGAUGAUGUACUCCAUGUUGGAUAUUUCGACUCAAUCAAUCCAGAGAAAGCCAUCAAAGUUGCAGGAACAAUACACGAACUUGAAAAAAUGGGAGAAGGAAAAGUGAAUGAAACAAAAAUGGUAAUGGCAUUGAAAAAGAUGUCAAGCGAUCCAAUGCUGGUCCUAGCGCAGAUGAACCCGUUACAUAUAAGCGCCGAUUUAGCAAGCGGUACAGUUGAGAUGGAACAGUUCUUCCCACCAACAGUCGAAGUCGUAGAGGAACCGGAUCCAUGGGCGCCACCGCCCCCCGAGCCCAAGGUCUACUGGACAGACGAGGAAGACAACGUGUGGGUCGAGGAGAACCAUGUUGCCUACAACGGCGACAUCAUUAGAGGGAGGAGGCUCGUCAAGCUGGCUGACGGGACCGAUGUCGAGGACGGAGAGUGGCGCGAGAUCCCCAAAGACGAGCCGGACCAGCCGGUCGAGUCCGAGGCUGAUGUGUUUGACGAACUGGGCGAGGACGAGGACAUCGGACUCCUUGACGAUGGCUACGGUCCGAUGAGGACUAUGAACAUGAGUCAUGACGUCGAUGAAGACACCCUCAUCCCCAUUUCAGAAUCUUCAUCAAGGACCAACAUGAAAGACCAAGAAGAGAACAAAGAAGAGAAGAAGGAUAAUAAAAAGUAAUCAUGCUAUUGAUUACCAAUGAAAAGUAUUAACUUACCUACAAUUAAAAAGCUAAACAGUUA